UGUGUGUAAAAAAAUGGAAAAAUGAAAAAUAGGGAUUCACUGGCCAGAAAAAGUCACUUCAAACAGCUAUGUGGUGGAUACCAGGUUAAAAAUAGUGGCGGUCAAUUCAUCAGCCUUGCAAGCUGUUGAAUGGUGUAAUCCCAGCACAAGUUGCUAUGUCUAACAUAGCUGUUCGCUAUCAUCGCUUCCGCGAUGGGCAUGUCUGAGGUCUGAGGUGUGUGUGUGUCAUACUGGCCAACCCUCCCGUUUUUCCCGGGGAAAUCCCGGAAAAUCAACACUCCUCCCGGGGUCCCGGGGAUUUUAAGCAAACUCCCGGAAAAACCACAGUUUUGUCUGAUACAGGAUUUUCCUGAAAACUCCAUGGUUUCUCCCCGAAUGUCCCGGUUUUUUAAACUAUUUUCAAAGGUAUGUACGGUGCUCACUCGCACUUCAAACUGUGCACAGUGUAGUGAUGUAAUCAUGUACAUAUGUAUAGUGUGCGCAUGCGUGCAUGCUUGCAGUAGAGAACUCGCAGAGCUUGAAGACGAAGCCUGCAAUGGCUACCUCCAGACUUGCAUUGUUGUAGUGUUGCCCAUCUACAUUGGCGCAGUGAACAGGUCAAGAUGACAACGAAGGGCAGAGUGCCCAAGGAUUUUGUACCCGAUUACGCCGGCGACAUCGGGGCCGAUUUUGAGCUUUGGCUCGAGGAUGUCAAUGACUACUUAGCAAUUUGUAAUGUUUCUACUGCUGCUGACAAAAAGCGUUUAUUUUUGAAUUUGGCCGGACUCUCAGUUCGUAAAGUUGUGAAGGGUCUGGUUAUUCCUUCUCCGCCAGCAAAUGAUGAUGGUUCUCCUGGAGACGAGUACGUAGCACUGACGGACGCCGUUCUGGCGCACUUCCGUCCCACCAUCAAUACGACGUCAGAACGUCACAAAUUCCGGCAGCUCAAACAAGGGCCGGAGGAAUCCGUCUCCACCUUCGUUGGCCGUUUACGAGAGAGAGUGGACUUAUGUAAGUUCGGGGCGACGGAUGUGGACAGCGUGGUUAACUCCCAGGUGCGAGACCAGUUGGUUGCAGGUUUGAAAUCCCCCGAAGUUCGUCGCGAGUUGCUCAAGGAGUCCAGACUCACCCUCGCAGAUGCCAUCACCAAAGCAGUGGCACUGGAGACCUCCUAUGCGGAGAGUAAGCUGUAUGAUCCGCCGGCAGAGCCUGCCAAUCAGUUCAGCUCAGUGGCUGCCGUUAGUGCGACCAGACAGCAACGCAGACAGCCACGUACAGUAUCUGGUUCUUGCAAGUACUGUGGCCGUACACAUGCUAAGGGAAAGUCGUUUUGCCCUGCAGCCAACAUCCGCUGUCGCAGUUGUAGCAAGGUCGGACAUUUUGCGGCCGUAUGUCAGUCGCAACGCUCUGGAUUAGAUGCUAACGCCGUCGACGAGGAGCCCGCCGACCUAGCCGACCAGGCUCAUUUGGUUUAUGACACCGUGUACAUGGCUGAGCAGACCGGGUCACACCGCCAGUUCCUCGCAUCGCUAUUGGUGGAUGGCAAGGAGUGUGAAGGUUUGCUGGAUACCGGUGCAAGCCGUACUAUUCUCACCGAUGACAUUGUCCAGCCUACCCGCAGCAGUAAUCGUGUCCUCAAGGCGUACACAGGCGGGGAGAUUGCAACUUUAGGCAUGGCUGAUGUAACCAUUGCAUCUCCUACGCGUACCAUGUCUUGUAGUUGUUUUGUUGUACCCCAUGGGAAACAUCGUAUUCUGUUCGGCCAGGAUGUGAUCUCUGAACUUGAGCUGUUGGUUCCAGCGCACCUGGUGGACACUGGCAAUUUGGUUGACACCGCACCAAUUUCCAUCUCCGUGGAUGCUGAAGCUAGGCCGGUGGCUCAACCAGCUCGACGUCCCCCAUUCAGCGCCAAGGCCGACAUUGAACAUGAACUGCAUCGUCUUGUCAAGGCAGAUAUCAUCGAGCCAGUUAAGGAAGCGUCUGGAUGGGUAUCGCCGAUCGUCCCAGUCCAUGACGUCUUGGUGUAUGGUCGCAACCGGGCGGAACACGAUGCACGGCUCGCUAGCGUUUUGGAACGACUCAAAGCUGCUAAUCUCUGCCUCAACUGGGGCAAGUGUCGCACUCGACUGACAUGUGUCAAGUAUCUCGGCCAUGUCCUGACGAAGCAAGGUGUUCAACCCGACACAUGCAAGCUUCAAGCUAUCAGUGAACUGUCGGAGCCCACGUGCCUCGCCGACGUUCAGCGUUUUCUCGGGAUGGUCACCUAUCUGGGCAAGUUUGUUCCUCAGCUGUCUCAAGUAACUGAGCCACUUCGUUCGAUCGUCAAGCAGCCAGAGCCAUUUGUAGCUACUGAGAGCCUGAUUGCGGCAUUCAACGCAGUAAAGCAGGCAGUCGCUUCAUCCCUGCAGACAUUGGCGUACUUCCGCCCAUCUCCAGAUGUUCGUACGGCUGUCAGCUGCGAUGCUUCGCCUCAAGGUUUGGGCGCUAUCCUCUGGCAGCACGACGACAAGGGCCAGUGGGUGCCAGUCACUUGUGCCAGCCGAUCGUUGACUGAUGUGGAGACACGCUAUUCGCAGAUGGAGCGUGAAAUGUUGGGUGUGGUAUUCGCUCUAACUCGUUUCCGCCAGUACGUUCUGGGCCGGGAUGUGGACGUCUUCACGGAUCACAGACCACUGCUCCAUAUAGUUCAGAAGCCGUUCGAUGACGUCCCACCACGUCUCCAGCGUUGGCUAGUCUCUCUGAUGCCGUAUUCGUACUCACUCAAGCACAUCCCAGGAAAGCAACUGUUGUGCGUUGACGCCUUGUCUCGUGCUCCGCUGAAGACCACUGUCUCGUCUCCAGCUGAGUCCCGGUCAUUGAAUGAGUACGUCAACAUGGUUCUUGAGGCAGCACCAGUCAACCUUGAGGAGAUCCGCCGUGCCACUCAAGACGACGCAACGCUCCACAGUGUCCUGCAGCGUGUGCUCACCUCAUCCUGGCGCGAUGCCUCGCCCGCUGAGCAGCCGUACUAUCUCGUCAGAGAUCAACUCACUGCAGCUGACGGUGUGUUGCUAUUGUCGGCACGUGUUGUGAUACCAGAAGGGCUACGCCAUUCCGUCAUGGCAUUAGUGCAUGAGGGACACCCGGGCCAGGAAGCCUUUCAAGAUUCCCUCCGGCAGAGGGUUUGGUGGCCAGGGCUCACCAAGGACGCUAGUCUGUAUGUGGAACGUUGCUCCGAGUGUUGGCGACGUCGCACAAACAGUCCGCAAGAUCUUCUCCCCACUGAGAUUGAAGGCGUGUGGGAGAAACUGGCAAUCGACCUGGUAUCUAUUGAGGGCCACUCUGUUCUCUCCCUCAUUGAUUAUGGCUCCCGGUACCCUAUCCUCAAGGUUCUGUCCUCUACAACCACUACAGCUAUCGUGGACGAGCUAGAUGAAGUGUUUGCCCUAUUCGGUCUACCGUCUGUACUGGUUUCGGAUAACGGGCCACAGUUUGUGUCGGAGCAGAUGACCACCUUCUUGCAGCGGCUGGGCAUUCGUCACAUCCGCUCCAGCCCACGUUAUCCACGUUCCAAUGGCAUGGUGGAACGACUCCAUCGUCUCGUCAAGGAAAGAAUGGUGGCACUGAAGCCUCAUUUACCUUUCCGUCGACGACUGAACCAGGUUCUGUUCGACGUCCGACAUUCCCGACACCGCAUGUUGGGAACCUCUCCAAACGAGGCUCUGUUCUCUCGCCCAUUGCGUAGCAGAGUUCCUACCAUGAUCCCUCCUCGCAUUGUCAACCCCAGCAUCCAGCUGAGAGCCAAGGCCACAAUGGCACGUGAUCAUGACGCUCGUCGUGGAGUGAAGGCCUUGCCACAUCUGCAGGCGGGCAAGCGGGUGAUCCUCCAUGACGGAUACAAUGAUCCAGCCAAGCCGUGGACCGUGGUGGAGCAGUACGGGAGGCAAGUGGGAGUAACCGACGGUGUCCGGAUUCUGCUUCGUAACCGCCAACAUGUCAGAGAAUUGGUCUCACCUGCUGCUGCAUCGUCUGAUUGGCCUGAGUUUGUUGCCUCCGUACCCAAGUCACCGCUGUCCACGCCUCCUGUUAGUGUUCCGGUUCCGACUAGCCCGGCCGCACCACAAUCGGCGACAGGUAGUGAGCCAUUGGUGCCAGCGUCAACGGAAGCUGAGGCCCCUCUCACCCGUUCUGCACUUGCUGACGCCUCACCCGCGUGUUCUUCGCCUCGUCCAGUUUCUCCUAGCGAUGUCUGCAGGGAUCAGACCAGCUCACCAGCCAGUGAGUCUCCCAAGCGAUUUCAUGAUGGCAUGAAAACCCGUUCUGGCCGUCAGGUAACCCUUACAGAGAAGGCCAGAGCGGCUUAUGGAUGACUGCUGCUGCUGCUGCGGGACAGUGUGUCCAUGGACACGUAGAGACCAUUUUACCGUUUUUUUUGUGCUGAACAUUUUUUUGUUUUGUUUUCUUCCUCGUUCACAGCCGCUUGUCGGUAGUAUGUAGCGUGGUUGUGUUUUGUUUUGUUUUUCUCAGUGAUUUGCAGUUUUUAAUGACUGGCGCAUGGCAUGCGCAUUCGCUUCGGUUUUUUCCUUUUCUUCUUUUUGUUUUUUCUCUUUAAUUAAUUGGCUUUUCCUUCUUCACUUUGUUCCUCUAUUUUGAUUUCUUCUUCUUCUUCUUUUUUUUUAUUUGAAAGGGGAGAUGUAGUGAUGUAAUCAUGUACAUAUGUAUAGUGUGCGCAUGCGUGCAUGCUUGCAGUAGAGAACUCGCAGAGCUUGAAGACGAAGCCUGCAAUGGCUACCUCCAGACUUGCAUUGUUGUAGUGUUGCCCAUCUACAUACAGCACUUUCAAGACCUGGCCAUGCCUAGCUUGCAAGAUCUGCACUGACAAAGUGACAGGCGGGCGCCGACUGAUCAAACUGCACUACAGGGUCGAACCGUGCUGUACGCAGAUCUGCAGAUCUGCAGAGUCGAACGUUUUUUGGGCGAGAAAAGCUCUUUUUCACUUGUUUUUGUGCCAUCCAGGGAUUUUGAGAGAAAUCCAGGUAUUCUGCAUGUCUUGUCAAGGGAUUGAGAUUGUGGUGGUUGGUCAGUAUGGUGUGUGUGUGUGUGUGUGUGU
Messenger RNA from Sycon ciliatum, 5068 nucleotides. RefSeq lists its product as uncharacterized. Gene Ontology annotation, molecular function: nucleic acid binding; aspartic-type endopeptidase activity. Gene Ontology annotation, biological process: DNA integration; proteolysis. Lineage: Eukaryota; Metazoa; Porifera; Calcarea; Leucosolenida; Sycettidae. The transcript has 2 exons. The record is from RefSeq and is a predicted model, not a curated record. The coding region runs from base 603 to 4328 and encodes 1241 amino acids.